This is a messenger RNA of Prunus avium (sweet cherry), 509 nucleotides long. RefSeq lists its product as uncharacterized. The record is from RefSeq and is a predicted model, not a curated record. Lineage: Eukaryota; Viridiplantae; Streptophyta; Magnoliopsida; Rosales; Rosaceae.
AUGCCAAUUAUUUCAACUCAACCUUUCUCAAAUUUUGUUCUCUUGCAAAAGACCUAUCUUAUCAUAAUUUCAAUACAAAUUAAGAGACUUACAUCCCGAGAAAAAGGAAAAUCAAGAUGAUGAGUGCAGCAACAGCAAGUAGGGCUUGGGUUGUGGCAGCCACAGUUGGAGUUGUGGAAGUGUUGAAAGACCAAGGGGUGUGCAGAUGGAACUAUCCCAUGAGACUGGUGCACCAGCAAGCCAAGAACCAUCUCAGGUCUUUUUCUCAGGCCAAGAAGCUGUCUUCUUCUUCUUCUUCUGCCAUGGCUUCAAGCAUGAUCAUGAGAGAAGAGAAAAUAAAGCAGUCAGAGGAGUCUAUGAGGAAAGUGAUGUAUCUUAACUCUUGGGGUCCCAACUGACACCAACCAAAUUAAGCUUAGCUUAGCUUAAGGCCAUUGUAAAUUACUUUUAAGGCAAAUGCUCUUAUAAAUUUAGUAAAAUACAUUGGGCACAUAUGUUUUCCAAAUUCA